This is a messenger RNA of Hevea brasiliensis (rubber tree), 1580 nucleotides long. RefSeq names its product probable 6-phosphogluconolactonase 1. The coding region runs from base 177 to 1025 and encodes 282 amino acids. Gene Ontology annotation, molecular function: 6-phosphogluconolactonase activity. The record is from RefSeq and is a predicted model, not a curated record. NCBI's taxonomy places the organism in Eukaryota, Viridiplantae, Streptophyta, Magnoliopsida, Malpighiales, Euphorbiaceae. Gene Ontology annotation, biological process: pentose-phosphate shunt; carbohydrate metabolic process. The transcript is spliced from 4 exons.
GAGAGAAGAGAGAUGCUAUAGGAGCAGAGGAUGUAGCAUUUGUGAGAUUUUCUCAUUUCAAUUUUCAAAGACAAGACAGAGCUUUUCUUUUAUUUCUUUUUCUUUUUCUUUUUAUUUUUUAUAGGAAUUUCUUUCUCUAUCCAACUUAUCUGUUGACCCAGAGAGAGAGAGAUUGUAUGUGUGUUUUGUCACGAUCAUUGGAUGCACGUGGAAGCCCAGAAAGGAUGGCUCUUUCUGGGGUUCAUAAAGAUAGAGGAGAGUUGAGGAUUCAUGAAAAUUUGGAUGAGCUUGGCACUGAUUUGGCAGACUAUAUUGCGGAACUCUCUGAGGCUUCUGUGAAGGAGAGAGGUGUCUUUGCCAUUGCCUUAUCUGGUGGUUCUCUCAUUGGCUUAAUGGGGAAACUUUGUGAAGCUCCUUAUAACAAGACUGUAGACUGGGCUAAAUGGUACAUAUUUUGGGCGGAUGAACGUGGGGUGGCAAAAACCCAUGCUGAUAGCAACUAUAAGCUGGCAAAGGAUGGCCUUUUGUCCAAGGUGCCAAUUGUACCCAGUCAUGUGCAUUCUAUCAAUGAUUCACUAUCAGCAGAGGAGGCUGCGAACGACUAUGAGUUUGUCAUUCGACAAUUAGUGAGAACACGGACAAUCAGUGUGUCUGAUAUCAGUGACAGUCCCAAGUUUGACCUCAUCCUCCUUGGAAUGGGAGCUGAUGGUCAUGUUGCCUCACUGUUUCCAAACCACCCUGUGCUUGAUGCAAACAAUGAAUGGGUAACUUUUAUUACUAAUUCCCCCAAGCCCCCACCUGAGAGGAUCACUUUCACUCUGCCUGUAAUAAACUCAGCGUCAAACGUGGCAGUGGUUGUAGCAGGUGAGGACAAAGCAGAGGCAGUCCACUUGGCAAUCGAUGAUGUGGGACCUGACCACCCACCUCUGCCUGCUCGGAUGGUUCAGCCAACGAAAGGGAAGUUGGUCUGGUUUUUGGACAAGCUAGCUGCUUCAAAACUGGAUAGUUCUCAAUUUUCUGAGUAGGGUCAAGUUUUCAUUGCCAAGUAUGUAUAUUUGUAUGUAGCAGAGGGAUUCAACACCUGUGGAUCCUUUUCUUCCAUCAAUUCCCAACUUUUCCUUUCCUUUCUCUCCCUUUGGCUUUUGAGUUAAAUUCUCCAAUUUGGCUUUUUAUCCUCUCUUCUCCAGAUGAGUUGGGGGAAGUUUGAUUAUCCUUUUUGUACGAUGAAUAAAGUUGGGGCCUCAGUGCAUAAGUUUUUUCUGGUUUUGGUUUCUUUGUAGGAUUGUUUUUGAAGCUUGGAUAGUACUCUUAUGGGAAGCCAGCCCAUCGGAAUAUGGAAACAGGGCACAGCCCCCUCUUCUUUUGGGUUUAUAGUCAGGUGAAAAUGUUUGAUGGAAUUCUGUAGGACCUCUCUGCAAACAACUUCAUACAAUUCCUCUAUCAGAAUAUACAUCUUUACACACAGUUUCAUCCAAUACCUUUAUCAGAAUGUAACAUCCGAACAAUAUUUUUACUUGGCAAUUGGCAUGAAUAUUGUCAAUGCAUCAUUGCAAAAUCAGCUUCUGAGAUUGAUGCCCUCA